Molecule: messenger RNA, 858 nt
Organism: Arabidopsis lyrata subsp. lyrata
Lineage: Eukaryota; Viridiplantae; Streptophyta; Magnoliopsida; Brassicales; Brassicaceae
Product: pathogenesis-related protein 1
Exons: 1
Coding region: 92-613 (173 amino acids)
Source: RefSeq, a predicted model, not a curated record
UGAAAAACCACCAGAAAAGGAAUCUGAUAAGUCUUCACGAAAACAUAAUUAGUUCCAAAACAAUUCUACAACAAAAACAAAAGAGAGAAAAAUGUCUUUUUCUGGUUAUAGCUUCGUGGUAAUAACAUUAUCCUCCAUCGUCUUAACUCAAAUCUAUGGUUUGAGAAACUUUAACCGAAUGGACGAUCUCCAACCGGAAGAAACACUAGCGAUUCACAACCAGAUUCGAGCCGCGGUCGGGGUUGCUCCAUUGGUGUGGGACGAAAAACUUGCUGCCCAUGCACAGAGGUACGCUAACGUACGAUCCCAAGACUGUGCCAUGAAACAUUCCACUGAUGGAAUGUACGGCGAGAAUAUAGCCGCUGGGUGGGUCCAACCUAUGGACACCAUGAGCGGUCCGAUCGCGACAAAGUUUUGGUUGACGGAGAAGCCUUAUUACAAUUAUGCCACCAACAGAUGUAGUGAACCGUGUGGGCAUUACACUCAGAUUGUGGCUAAUCAAUCGACACACCUUGGUUGUGGUACGGUUAGGUGUUUUAAGAAUGAGUAUGUUUGGGUUGUAUGUAACUAUGCUCCUAGGCCCAUGGGUGAUGCCAAUACUCGUCCGUACUGAUCAAUACCGUAUAAUGUGACUAUUAUAGAAAAAUUAAGAUAAUGCGUUAUUAUAGGCACGAUUAUAUGCGACGUGGUUUGCAAUUUAGUAGUUUGUAUUAGUAUUGUUGAUGUCUCACUAUCUAGAUUCAAGUAUAAAUAAAUGCGUGUUUUGAGAUAAAAAUAAUAAUAACAUGUAAUUCGGAUUUUUUUUGGAAUAUAAAAUUCAUAGAGCAACCAAAUAGAAAACUUUACAAGCGGCAAGAA